AUGUCCAACAGCAGCUCCAUCAUCCAGUUCCUCCUCCUGGCAUUCGCAGACAGGCGGGAGCUGCAGCUCCUGCACUUCUGGCUCUUCCUGGGCAUCUACCUGGCUGCCCUCCUGGGCAACGGCCUCAUCAUCACCACCAUCGCCUGGGACCACCACCUCCACACCCCCAUGUACUUCUUCCUGCUCAACCUCUCCCUCCUCGACCUGGGCUGCAUCUCCACCACCCUCCCCAAAGCCAUGGCCAAUUCCCUCUGGGACACCAGGGCCAUCUCCUACUCAGCAUCAUUUGGCUGUUUUGUUUUCAUGGUGGUGUCCUAUGUGCAGAUCUUCAGGGCCGUGCUGAGGAUCCCCUCUCAGCAGGGAAGGCACAAAGCCUUUUCCACCUGCCUCCCUCACCUGGCCGUGGUCUCACUCUUUGUCACCACCAUCCUAUUUGCCUACCUGAAGCCUCUUUCCAUUUCCUCCCCAUCCCUGGACCUGGUGGUGGCAGUUCUGUACUCAGUGGUGCUUCCAGCAGUGAACCCCCUCAUCUACAGCUUGAGGAACCAGGAGCUCAAGGACACCCUCAGGAAAGUGAUUUGA
Chaetura pelagica (chimney swift) is the source of this 582-nucleotide messenger RNA. RefSeq names its product olfactory receptor 14J1-like. The record is from RefSeq and is a predicted model, not a curated record. Gene Ontology annotation, cellular component: membrane. The transcript is spliced from 2 exons. Bases 1 to 582 code for a protein of 193 amino acids. Gene Ontology annotation, molecular function: G protein-coupled receptor activity; odorant binding; olfactory receptor activity. Gene Ontology annotation, biological process: G protein-coupled receptor signaling pathway. NCBI's taxonomy places the organism in Eukaryota, Metazoa, Chordata, Aves, Apodiformes, Apodidae.